AUCUUUCUAACAGCGCAUGGAAUGGUUGGCUACAUGCUUUAUGUACACCAAGUAAUUUUAGGCGCCCAAGAACUCCAAAUCCAAGCCCCCCAAACCCAAAGGCCACGAAGUAGAGACUCCCUCUUAGCUUUCUUUGCCUAUUCUUUUUCUGACUCACUCUCUCCAUUAGGCGCACUGCCCCCAUGACGAGUUCCCACCCACAUAUCCUCACUGGAUACUCAUUUGCUGCUCUCGAACCAUUUCAAAUCCAGACCCAUCAUCCAUGAAGCCAUUCUGCAUGCCAAUAAAACACCAACGACACCACCGCACUCCACAACUACAACAUUCCCUCUCCUACUGACCAUCCCUCCUUUCUCUCUUUCUCUAUAACCAGCUCUUAUUUUACCACGGACCUAUAUCCUCUCCCAACGGAUCUCCUUUUGCCUCCCUCUUUCUCUAUGCUAUUCUCCUUGUGUUAUAAGGAAUUUGGGCAGGGAGUUUUGGGCCUUGUUUUUCUCUCCUCUUGUCUUCCAUUCCUUGUCUAUUCUUUGUUCUUUUCUGGGCUGAGGGUCAGUGGUUUCUCUGAGCUUUUUUAGAUCGCGUGGGUGGGUGGUUGCGGUGGAGGUGUGAUCAUGGGGCCUAUUAGAGGAUUCAAGAAGAGGAAGAGGGCCGAGAAGAAGGCGGAGAGGUGCGCCGCCGCCGCGUUGACGGCGUCGGGACAGGGAACUGGUGAUUGGUGGGAUGACUUCUCGUCAAGAAUUACGGGAUCUUUAUCUUUAUUAAAAGAACCAAAAAGUUUUGAGUCUGUUUUCAAGAUCUCAAGGAAGACCUUCAAUUACAUAUGCUCAUUGGUGAGGGAGGACUUGAUGGCAAAGACAUCUAACUUCACAUUCUCAGAUGGAAAGGUCCUGUCUGUGGAUGAUCAAGUAGCUGUUGCUCUAAGAAGGUUGGGUUCUGGUGAGUCACUACUGAACAUAGGAACAUCCUUUGGUAUGAACCAUUCAACUGUCUCCCAAGUGACUUGGCAAUUUGUGGAGGCUAUGGAAAAGAGAGGAAUUCAUCACCUCCGAUGGCCAAGCUCUGAAGAGACAGAAAUUAUAAAGUCCAAGUUUGAGAAAAUCCGGGGUCUGCCCAACUGUUGCGGCGCCAUUGACACCACACACAUCUUGAUGUGCUUGCCUUCGGUAGACUCUUCCAACAAAGUGUGGACUGAUUAUGAGAAGAAUCAUAGCAUGGUCCUGCAGGCUAUUGUGGACCCUGAGAUGAGGUUCCGGGACAUUGUCACUGGCUGGCCAGGUAGCAUGAACGAGUUACUAGUGCUGCACAACUCAGGAUUCUUCAAACUGUGUGAGAAAGGAGCAAGGCUGAAUGGGAAAAAAAUGGAGCUUUCAGAAGGAUCGGAGGUGAGGGAGUAUAUAAUCGGAGAUGCUAGCUUCCCCCUCCUUCCCUGGCUUCUCACUCCCUACCAAGGGAAGGACCUUUCAGAUUCCAGAGUUGAGUUCAACAAGCGACACUGUGCAACCAGAAUGGUGGCACAGAGGGCAUUGGCAAGACUAAAAGAUAUGUGGAAGAUUGUUCAGGGGAAAAUGUGGAGACCUGAUAAGCACAGGCUGCCAAGAAUUAUUCUUGUUUGCUGCUUGCUGCACAACAUAGUCAUAGACUUAGAAGAUGAAGUGAGGGAUGAGAUGCCACUGUCUCACCAUCAUGACACCAACUACAAGCAGCAAUACUGUGAUGUGGGGGACAAGUUUGGAGUUGAACUGAGAGACGAGUUAACUCAGUACUUGUCUGGUAGAUUGCCAAGCUGAAAUGAAUAUUCAACAUCUUUUAUUUCUCUUUUAUAUAGCCAAAGAUGAGUAUUGAUAGAUGAUGAACUUGAAUUCAGCUUUCGGUGCCGAAUUCAGUGGCUAAGAGGCACUCAGGUUCUCUGUUUCCAAUGCUGACCUCUUCCAUUCAAUUGUCUUAGGGCUGGAAUUACAGUAGUCAAGUAUGAAAGAGCAUCCUGCAAAAUGUUGUUAAUGACUGUUGUUUGUUGGAAACAUCACAAUUGAAAACGAUCGUCACUUUUAGCAGGGAACUGGUCUUAAUUUGACUUUGUUGUUGUACCUUCUUUUUCAUAAACCUUCGGUGAGCAAUGCUGUGGUACAGAAGAAGGAGCAUUUUGGAACUCUUAGUUCAUAUGUAA
Elaeis guineensis (African oil palm) is the source of this 2164-nucleotide messenger RNA. Its product is annotated as protein ALP1-like. The record is from RefSeq and is a predicted model, not a curated record. NCBI's taxonomy places the organism in Eukaryota, Viridiplantae, Streptophyta, Magnoliopsida, Arecales, Arecaceae.